This is a messenger RNA of Brassica rapa (field mustard), 3674 nucleotides long. Its product is annotated as phosphatidylinositol/phosphatidylcholine transfer protein SFH11. The record is from RefSeq and is a predicted model, not a curated record. NCBI's taxonomy places the organism in Eukaryota, Viridiplantae, Streptophyta, Magnoliopsida, Brassicales, Brassicaceae.
GUGUUAGGUCGCUAUUUGUUUCUGUUUGGAAUCAAGUGUUUGGCUAAUUAUUUCAGGUUUUGAGUUCAGGGUUUGUCUUUAUUUCAGAUUCCACCAGUGAUAUAUAGCUUUAUUGUAAUGUAGUGAACAAAAGAAAAGCUUUACUGUAAUGUAAAAUAUAGAUAGGAGCCCAUGAUUCGUAAUUUUAACUGCAACUAAUUUUUUUUUUAAACUCAUCAACAAUUUUUUAUUAACCAAUCGAAGAGGAACAUGAUUUACACCACAAAAGUUUUAACCACAUUUACAAACUGAGAUCUCUUGUAUUACCUAAAGCCACCAAUUAGAGCUUAAGCUACCUGAAUUUGGACUCAGACGUAAUUCAACUAAAAUUUUAAUUCAUAGUGUCUAUAGCUGCCAUAUAUAUUAAUUAAUAUAAUUUGGAAUGCCCAUAAUCUUGAUAAUUAAACCAAUCUUUUUCAACUAAUUAGCCACAAUGUAGCACCAUCAUCUCUCUAUAUAUAUAAUAUAUAUUGCACUUUUGCAUACACAUGCAGUCGAUCAAUGUGUAAUGAGUAUAUGAUAAAAAAGAGUAUGAUAAUAAAACGGUCGUAUUGAACACUGAUGAGAAGCAAAAAUAAAAUAAAAUAAAAAGAAAUAUGAGGGAAAGAAGUAUGGGCGAAAAUAAUAAUAGUUGGGAGUUACGUGAAUUUAUUCUGGUAGUGCGGACAUACUGCUUAUAAGCGUCACGUGAAGCCAUUUGGUCCCACUACCUUUGAAAAGUACCACUCAAUCCAUCAUCAGCCUAUCAAACCUAUUGUUUUACUGAACGUUGGAGAUUGUUCCAAACCAUCUUUGUCAAUCCGACAUGGGACCAUGGUCUCUUUGAUAUCCGAUCCGGUUCGUGAUUAGCUUAAACUUCAGAUUACAAAAAAAAUCUUCAAUUUUACAAAAAAAAAAACAAACGCCAAUUUUACUGAAUGUUUCAGUUAUCAUAUAUCAUUUCACUAAAAUUUGAAGAUGUGGAUAUAUGCAUAUAGGCUAGGUUGAAUGGAAACGGAAACGGAUACGUGGAAACGAAACGUUUCGAAACGUUAUUAUUGAUUUUUUUUGCUUUGGAAACGUUAUAACAAAACUCAUUACUUAAAUAUUAAAUAGCUGAAAUAAAAUAAAAAUCAUAACAGCAAAUCAAAGAUCAAUAACAUCAUCUUCAACCUCAUUUUCAUUAGCUCUAUCAAACAUGACCACUGUCAAAAUAACAAACUAAUCCUUAUAUUUAUUAAUUAUUUAUACAAUUUGUUCUAAAAAAUGAGUUUUUAGCGUCUCCAAAAACAGAAUCGUGAGUUUCUAGAAACGCAAGUUUCCAUUAAAUUUCCAAACUGAAAAUUUUAAAAAACGAGUUUUUAAUGAGUUUUCUGAGAGAUUCCGAUUCCAAAACGUUUCCGAAACAUGAAACGGACCUUCAACGGAGUUUCCAUGGAACAUAGCAUAUAGGUAAACGGGAUAUAUGCAAUUUAACUUUAAUUAUGUAAGUUUAAAUUAUUGAUAAUUAUAAAAUACCAAAACUCUACAAACUAAUUUAAAAUAAGAAAUAAGAAAUGAAAUUGCUUAAUAUUAUACAUCUAAUUAAUUAGGUAAGAGUGAUUAUAUUCGACAAGAUGAAUUACGGAAAUUUUCUUUUCAGAAAAGUUGGAUAGCCACUUUACAAUUUACCGUUUCGUUCACUACGUUGCUUUUUCCGAUGGAAAUUGCCCCUGACUUUAGAAAUGCUAGUUCGGAAUCUUUCAUGGUGGCUCAUGGGACCCAAGCUUAUUUUCACAUUCUUCUUAUGUUGUAAGAGAUGAUUUGUAUUAAUUGAAAUAAUACAGCAAUUGUAUAAUUCAAUUAUUUCUUUGAUUUUAUUGUUAUAAUAAAUGAAGUUAGAGAAUAGUAUAUUUUACCAAAAAAAAAGAAGUUAAGAGAAUAUAUAUACUUUGUAAUCACACAUACUAUGUCAUAAUGGAAUUAUAAUUCAGUAAGCCCAUGGGCUAAGGUAGGCCCAUUUUAUCUCUUUAAAAUACAAAAACAAACGUCACAAUGGGAAUGAAUGCAUUGGCCGUUAUUCUCUCAGCCGAACUUUUCCCGCGCCGAGAGAAACCUAUUAUUCGAUUUUCACCACUUUUCUUUUCCUUCCUCUCUACUUCACUUCUCCUUCUUCAUUAUUAGUUUUGAACUCUGAGCCCAUGAUCGUUGUUACAGAUGCAAGAAACAGAGGUGAGUGUCAGAGACAUACACAUAUCUGAUGGUUCCGAAGAAGAAGAUUCAAUGCACGAACAGCAAAACUCAAACAAUGAACAAAUGGUUGAAGCGUUUCGUAACUUGCUUCUCCUCCACGGCCAGUUACCUGCAAAGCACGGAGAUUCCAAUACACUUCUCAGGUUUCUAAAGAUGAGGGAUUUUGAUUUGGGGAAAGCCAAAGAUGCGUUUUUGAGUUACAUGAAGUGGCGUGUUGAUUCUAAAGUGGAUUUGAUCUCUAAGGAGUUUAAGUAUGAGGAGUACGGUGAAGUGAAGAAGCAUUACCCUCAUGGGUUUCAUAAGGUAGACAAAAGUGGUAGGCCAAUAUACAUAGAGAGGCUAGGGAUGGUUGACUUGAACGCGUUUUCGAAAGCAACCACCAUUGAGAGAUAUGUUAAGUAUCAUAUCAAGGAGCAAGAGAAAACGCUGAGCUUGAGGUACCCGGCGUGUUCGAUUGCUUCAGAGAAACAUGUUUCAUCUACCACAACGAUCUUGGAUGUUUCUGGAUUGGGAAUGUCAAACUUUUCGAAAUCUGCAAGAUCUCUCUUCAUGGAGAUUCAGAAGAUAGACAGCAACUAUUACCCUGAGACGUUGCAUCGCCUCUUCGUUGUGAAUGCCAAUUCUGGAUUUCGGAUGCUGUGGCUUGCACUCAAGACCUUUCUUGAUGCUCGGACAUUGGCCAAAGUUCAGGUGCUAGGACCCAACUACCUUGGAGAGCUACUUGAAGCAAUAGAUCCAAGCAACUUACCAACAUUUCUUGGAGGAAACUGCACCUGUUCAGAUCGUGGAGGGUGUCUUUUCAGUGAUGAAGGACCCUGGAAUGAUCCAAACAUCAAGGCAAAGAUCCAGGAGACUUUCACAAUGGGAGAUGCUGAUUCUGAGGAACAUACUAUGGAUAAAGUCUCAGAAAAUGCUUCAACCAAUCAAAAAGAAGAUUCAGGCAAGAACAUGAUUACUUUGAAGAAGUAUGCUUCCCUGAGAGAUGCUGUUAAGGAAGCACAGAAGGUGUGGUUGGUUCUUGCAGAGAAUUGAAAUGUUAGAGAUGUCACUUCAUGAAACAAAAAGGGCCAUGAAUGGACUUGCGGAGAUCAUUGAGACCAUUAAACCGAAUCAAACCGAAACAACCAAUAGCCAAAUGCAAACCGGUUUAGAUCGUAAGCCAAUAGUUAGGAAAAUGUCCGGUUUGAGCUGAAGGAAAUAUUACAUCACUGAUGAUGUCGAUUUGUGUGUGGAAUCUCGUACUAGGACGAUAAAUGCAAUCAUGUGUGGAGCCAAUCUGUCACACAUGCAACUGCACGUGUGAUUGAUUACUGAACUUCAUUUUGAUCCUCUUCCCGAUGUCAAAUGCUUCAUUGGCAGAACAAUAAAUAUUUUAUUUACAUUCAAGUCACUUUAUAGUAAAAAAAAAAGGAUUGUGAUGAUUA